AUCUGUGUCAUGAGUUCCAGUCAUGAUCACUGCUUAUAAGGCCCACUGGGCUGUUCCAGCAAGACAUUUCUGAUGUUUGUUUUAUAAUAUUUAGUUUUCUUUUACUCUCUCAUGGGUAGGCUGCUCUGGGUCAGUGCUUUCCCACUCAUUUGCCCUGUCUUUUCUCUAUGACUUGUAUCUUACAGACUCUCUGUGAUUGCUGAACUGUAGCAGGGGAAAGAACACUGAAUGCCUGACUGAGAGGUCAUGACUCUAGCCACAGCAGGAGAGGCUUGGACGGGCCUUGAUUGUUCGAGUGGAGUGGAGGAUGAAGAGGCACCUUCUGUGCAGAGCAUUUCUGUAGGACUGUCACAUGUUAGUACUUCCAGGGCAGGUUCAUCAACCCAGAUGGCUCACCCUUGUGACAUAUGUGCCCCCAUCUUGAAAGAUAUUUUGCACCUGGAUGAACACCAGGAAACAUACCAUGGACUGAAACCUUAUACAUGUGGGGCAUGUGGAAGACAGUUGUGGUUCAGUGCAAACUUUGACCAGCACCAGAAACAGUACAAUGUAGAGAAACCCUUAAGAGACAAAGGCAAGACCUCAUUUGUGAAAAACUGUAGAGUUUGUGAAGAACCUCACUUGUCAGAGAAGCCGUUUACAUGUGAGGAGGAACAGAAGAAGUUCCAGGCCACCUUGGGCAGUCACCAGCAAAAGGUUACCCACAGCAAGAGGAAGAAAAGGAGCACUGAGAGUGGAGAGGCCUUUCACAUUGGACAGAUGCAUUACAAAUGCAGUGAAUGUGGGAAGGCCUUCAACCGCAAAGACACACUUGUCCAGCAUCAGCGAAUCCAUACUGGAGAAAAGCCUUACGAGUGCAGUGAAUGUGGGAAAGCUUUUAGUCGAAAAGCCACACUUGUCCAGCACCAGAGAAUCCAUACUGGAGAAAGGCCUUAUGAGUGCAGUGAGUGUGGGAAAGCCUUUAGUCGCAAAGACAACCUCACUCAGCAUAAAAGAAUUCACACUGGAGAAAUGCCUUAUAAGUGUGGCGAAUGUGGAAAAUACUUCAGCCAUCACUCCAACCUAAUUGUACACCAGAGAGUUCACAAUGGAGCAAGGCCUUAUAAGUGCAACGAUUGUGGGAAAGUCUUCAGACACAAAUCCACACUUGUUCAGCAUGAGAGUAUCCAUACUGGAGAAAAUCCUUAUGUUUGUAGUGAUUGUGGGAAAUCCUUUGGCCACAAAUACACUCUCAUUAAACACCAGAGAAUUCACACUGAGGCAAGGCCUUUUGAGUGCAUUGAAUGUGGGAAAUUCUUUAGUCGAAGCUCUGACUUUAUUGCACACCAGAGAGUUCACACGGGGGAAAGGCCUUUUGUGUGCAGCAAAUGUGGGAAAGAUUUCAUCAGGACCUCCCACCUUGUUCGGCACCAAAAAGUUCACACUGGAGAAAGGCCUUAUGAGUGCAAUGAAUGUGGGAAAGCUUAUAGCCUAAGCUCCCACCUCAUUCGGCACCAGAAAGUUCACACUGCAGGAAGGCUUUAGGAGUGCUUUCAACACAACAGGACUCAUAGGUAGAGGAGCUCUGUGAUUAACCUUUGAGAGAGAGACAUCAAUCAGAUGUUGAACAUCAUAUAUCUGAACAUUAACACUAGGGACAUGCCUUAUGAAUGCUAGGUACAAGGGAAGCUUUCAGGGCCUGUGUUGCACUUUCAGACCGGCUCGAGUUCCUUGCCAGAUUCGUCAGUGUCAGUGCCUGUGGCUGAAACCAUCUCAACUCUACCAGCUUAAGUUACCUUAAUAUCCUCAGGAAAGCCAGAACUUUGUACUCUCUGUCCAAUCCCUGGAGGGAAUUAUAAGGAACGUGAGUUAAAUGGGGAUCCUCAUUCCCUCCUCACUGACUGGUAAAGGUGUUGACGUGACGCUUUUUUAGCCAGGAGGGCCUGAGCUGUGUUUUGGUAGCAGAAAAAGUUUACUUUCUUCAUGGACAUUUUUGGUCUCGUGAUACUUGUGACAGAUUUUUCUAGCCUCCAAGUCACCCAACCUGGAGAACUGCUUGUCUCAUGUCGCUUUAAUUUGUGUGAUAAUAAAGACAUUAUUUAAGC
This is a messenger RNA of Ceratotherium simum simum (southern white rhinoceros), 2084 nucleotides long. RefSeq names its product zinc finger protein 134 (gene ZNF134). Gene Ontology annotation, molecular function: RNA polymerase II cis-regulatory region sequence-specific DNA binding; DNA-binding transcription factor activity, RNA polymerase II-specific. Gene Ontology annotation, biological process: regulation of DNA-templated transcription. Lineage: Eukaryota; Metazoa; Chordata; Mammalia; Perissodactyla; Rhinocerotidae. The record is from RefSeq and is a predicted model, not a curated record.